This is a messenger RNA of Lingula anatina, 768 nucleotides long. Its product is annotated as mitochondrial enolase superfamily member 1. Gene Ontology annotation, molecular function: L-fuconate dehydratase activity; magnesium ion binding. Gene Ontology annotation, biological process: carbohydrate catabolic process. The record is from RefSeq and is a predicted model, not a curated record. NCBI's taxonomy places the organism in Eukaryota, Metazoa, Brachiopoda, Lingulata, Lingulida, Lingulidae.
UGAACUGUUACAUCAAAACAUUAGAGUAGUUUAGAGUAAAAAUAUUUUCAACAGGGGCGUAUAAAGUGUGAGCGAAGGAACGGGGUCAACCGUAGUGUGUUGUGAGGGGGCGUGUUCUUAAUAAUCCUUGUUAUCUAGGCAGCCACAAGUGAGCGAAGCAGCAUGGCCAUAAUAACAGAGCUGACCGUGAAGGAUGUUCGCUUUCCAACUUCAUUGGAGGCGCAUGGUUCGGAUGCCAUGCAUGCAGACCCAGACUACUCAUGUGCCUAUGUUAUAUUCAAAACAGACUCCAAACUUGAAGGGCAUGGAUUGACAUUUUCUCUUGGGAGAGGCAAUGACUUGGUGUGUAAUUCCAUAAAAUAUAUGGGCAGAAUGGUAGUUGGGAAGAAGGUGUCAGACAUAUUUGACAAUUUUGGUGUCUUUUGGGAGAAGCUGGUGAAUGACACACAAUUCCGAUGGCUUGGCCCAGAGAAGGGUGUGGUUCAUCUGGCGACGGCAGGGAUUGUUAAUGCAUUAUGGGAUAUGUGGGCCAAGAUGGAGGGAAAGCCAUUGUGGAAACUUUUAGUUGAUAUGGAACCAGAAAAGUUAGUGUCCACAAUGGACUUCAGAUAUCUGUCAGAUGCUCUCACACCAGAGGAAGCAUUAGCAAUACUGAAGAAAAAUCAGUCUACCAAAGCAGAAAGAGAGAAGGAGUUGUUAUCAAAGGGAUACCCUGCAUAUACCACCUCUGCUGGCUGGUUGGGUUACAGUGAAGAGAGGAUAAAAAAG